GGUUGGAGAUGGCCUCAGAUAAUAUAAUUUUCUAUAGGAAGUGGUAUGUAUUAGGUAAUCGGAAAUUGAGCGAAUCAUGUAGAGUUUUAAGGAAGCAAGGAAAACUGCAGAAAAUCAUACUGUAAUUGCAAAAAGGAAGAAAAAAUAUAGUAGAAAUGAUGAAAAGUAAGUAAAAAUUGAAAAAACAAAACAAGAUUAUUUAAAAAUUAGGUUUGAUGAAGGGAAGGAUAAUUAAUUAAAGAAAUAUUGAAUUAAGUAAGAACCUGAAGAUGAAAAUAGAAAGAAAAUACCAGAAAUUGAAUGGCAGCAGUGAAGAGGAAGUGGCGGCGGCAAAUUCAAUGGAAGAAACCGCUAAUAACCGUCAUCACUUUCAAUUUAUUGCCCAGAGCCUUUGUAUAACUGUACAAUUAGGGGGGAAUGGCAGCAAUGAGCGGUGGCCGCUAGGUCAGAUUGGCAACGGAAUUGAAGUUUCAACUUUGACAGAAGUCCUUUUACUUGCAUCCACCGCCUGUAACUUGUCCCUCCACUGUCAGAUCUGAAUCAUGGCCGAGGAGCUGGAGAAACCGUUGCUCGAUCCUGAGAAUUUCAAUCGAGAUGGGAUUGAUUUGGAGCAGUUGCCUCUCGAGGAUGUUUUCGAGCAACUCAAAACUUCAAAACACGGACUUUCAUCAGAAGAUGCUGAACUUCGAUUACAAAUUUUUGGUCUAAACAAACUUGAUCAGAAGCCCGAAAAUAAAAUUUUAAAAUUUCUGAGUUUCAUGUGGAAUCCUUUAUCAUGGAUCAUGGAAGCUGCAGCUAUAAUGGCAAUUGCUCUUGCGAAUGGUGGUGGAGAAGGUCCAGAUUGGCAGGAUUUUGUAGGGAUCAUAAUUCUUCUGAUAAUCAAUUCAACAAUCAGUUUUAUAGAGGAAAAUAAUGCUGGAAAUGCUUCAGCUGCACUUAUGUCACGUCUAGCUCCAAAAACAAAGGUUCUGAGGGAUGGACUAUGGAAAGAGCAAGACGCAGCGAUUUUAGUUCCAGGCGAUAUUGUCAGCAUUAAACUUGGCGAUAUUAUUCCUGCUGAUGCUCGAUUGCUCGAAGGCGAUCCAUUAAAAAUCGAUCAGUCAGCUCUUACAGGAGAAUCUCUUCUUGUAACCAAGAAGACCGGUGAUGAAGUGUUUUCUGGUUCUACAUGUAAGCAAGGUGAAAUUGAAGCUGUUGUUAUUGCCACCGGUGCUAAAACUUUCUUCGGAAAAGCAGCACGUCUCGUCGAUUCCACAGAAAUUGUUAGCCAUUUUCAGAAGGUUCUUACUGCCAUUGGGAACUUCUGCAUUUGUUCUAUAGCACUAGGAAUGGUUCUUGAAACCAUAAUAAUGUAUGCGGUUCAGGGUCGGUCAUAUCGGGAUGGAAUCAACAACCUUCUUGUUCUCUUGAUUGGAGGAAUCCCUAUAGCUAUGCCUACUGUUUUGUCUGUUACACUUGCUAUUGGUGCUCAUCGUCUCUCUCAACAAGGUGCUAUCACAAAGAGGAUGACUGCAAUUGAAGAAAUGGCAGGCAUGGAUGUUCUUUGUUGUGACAAAACCGGAACUCUCACCUUGAAUCGCCUCACAGUUGAUCGAAACCUUAUCGAGAUUUUCAACCAUGAAGUGGAUAAAGACAUAAUAGUUUUGCUUGCAUCAAGAGCAUCCAGGCUUGAGAACCAGGACGCUAUUGAUUCCGCAAUUGUUGAUAUGCUUGCCGAUCCAAAUGAGGCACGCGCGACCAUUGAGGAAGUCCAUUUCCUGCCUUUCAAUCCAGUCGAAAAACGUACUGCAAUUACAUAUAUCGAUUCAAAUAAUGGUAAAUGGUAUCGUAUCAGCAAAGGAGCUCCGGAACAGAUACUAAAGCUGUGCAAAGAUAAGGAUCUCAUUGCUCAAAAAGUUCACACCAUCGUCGAAAAAUUCGCAGAUAGAGGCCUGAGAUCACUUGGAGUCGCGAUUCAGGAAGUACCUGAAAAAAUUAAGGACAGUCCUGGAGGACCUUGGACAUUUUGUGGUUUAUUGCCCUUGUUUGAUCCUCCAAGACAUGAUAGUGCUGAGACCAUUCGUCGAGCACUUAACCUCGGAAUUAAUGUCAAGAUGAUUACAGGUGAUCAGCUAGCAAUUGCCAAGGAGACAGGAAGACGACUUGGCAUGGGAACGAACAUGUAUCCCUCUUCGUCGCUGCUAGGCUGCGAAAAAGAUGAAAAUGAGGCUAUUCCGUUGGAUGAGCUCGUUGAGAAGGCAGACGGCUUCGCUGGCAUAUUUCCAGAACAUAAAUACGAAAUUGUAAGAAUCUUACAAGAAAAGCAUCAUAUAGUCGGGAUGACCGGAGAUGGUGUAAAUGAUGCACCAGCCUUGAAGAAAGCAGAUGUCGGUAUAGCAGUGGCAGAUGCAACAGAUGCUGCAAGAAGUGCUUCGGACAUUGUCUUAACUGAGCCUGGCUUAAGUGUCAUAAUCAGUGCUGUCUUAACCAGCAGAGCUAUUUUCCAGAGAAUGAAAAACUAUACAAUAUAUGCAGUCUCAAUUACCAUUCGUAUCGUGCUUGGUUUUAUGCUUUUAGCAUUAAUAUGGGAAUUCGAUUUUCCACCUUUCAUGGUUCUGAUUAUGGCAAUACUUAAUGAUGGGACUAUCAUGACUAUUUCACAUGAUCGAGUCAAACCAUCGCUAUGGCCCGACAAUUGGAAGCUACCGGAAAUAUUCAUAACCGGAAUAAUCAUCGGAACAUAUCUAGCCUUAGUAACUGUCCUGUUCUACUGGGUUGUGAUCGACACUAAUUUCUUCGAGGUAUCAAUCAAUCAAUCCUUCUUGAAUAUUCCAAUAAAAAAAUACCAUUUUUUUCUCAAAAUUUUAUCAAAUUAUGUGCAGAAAACGUUCAAUGUAAGAGAUAUAUCAAACAAAACUGAAGAAGUAGCCUCUGCUGUAUAUCUACAUGUGAGCAUUAUCAGCCAGGCCCUAAUAUUCGUUACGCGUUGUCAAAGUUUUUCGUUUCUGGAGCGACCCGGAGUUCUCUUGAUGUGUGCAUUUGCAGUGGCUCAACUGGUAGCAACCUUAAUUGCAGUGUAUGCAGAAAUUGCAUUUUCUUCAUUUAGUGGCAUUGGAUGGAGAUGGGCUGGUGUGAUAUGGUUAUACAGUUUGAUCUUUUACGUACCGUUGGAUUUCAUAAAGUUUGCAGUUCGUUACGCAUUGAGCGGAGAACCAUGGAACCUUGUAUUUGAAAGAAAGAGAAGUCUACAAGGCUUGGAGGAGCCAAACCAGGAAUUCUGUGCCAAUACAGGAUCUUCUUUUGUUUCUGAGCAGGCCAGUCAGUGUGCUGAAAUUACCAGCUGAGUUAUAUGGAAGAUUGAAGACGGAGAUGGGUUUUGGUGGUUUUUUGAUGUUGAACCUGAAUGGUGCUAGUUUUUCAAUUUUAAAUACCACUGCAGCAGUGUCGUGUAACGGAUUGAACAGUUGAAUGGGCGCACAACGUCUGGGAGGGAAUUGGGUUUUUUAGAGAAGUUCGAAAGAUUUGAACUGUUCGGGAAUUAAAAAACGUCUGGGAAUUGAAUUUUACGUUAUUAGUUGGCUGUGCAGUCUUUUCCGUUUUUGUUUAGAGCAAGGCCGUGUAAGUUAUGAGUGAGAGAGUUGAUGAGAGUGAAUAAUCCACGUGUCAGAAUUAUAGAGUGCUAUUGUGUUAAAACAGAAUUUGGGAGUUCAGAAUUAUAAUAUAGUAUAGAUAUAGAUAUAGAU
This is a messenger RNA of Mercurialis annua (annual mercury), 3722 nucleotides long. RefSeq names its product ATPase 10, plasma membrane-type-like. The transcript has 21 exons. Gene Ontology annotation, cellular component: plasma membrane. The coding region runs from base 543 to 3323 and encodes 926 amino acids. Lineage: Eukaryota; Viridiplantae; Streptophyta; Magnoliopsida; Malpighiales; Euphorbiaceae. Gene Ontology annotation, molecular function: P-type proton-exporting transporter activity; ATP hydrolysis activity; ATP binding. The record is from RefSeq and is a predicted model, not a curated record. Gene Ontology annotation, biological process: regulation of intracellular pH; proton export across plasma membrane.